This is a messenger RNA of Ricinus communis (castor bean), 6446 nucleotides long. Its product is annotated as callose synthase 1. Lineage: Eukaryota; Viridiplantae; Streptophyta; Magnoliopsida; Malpighiales; Euphorbiaceae. The record is from RefSeq and is a predicted model, not a curated record. The transcript has 43 exons. Gene Ontology annotation, molecular function: 1,3-beta-D-glucan synthase activity. Gene Ontology annotation, cellular component: 1,3-beta-D-glucan synthase complex; plasma membrane. Gene Ontology annotation, biological process: (1->3)-beta-D-glucan biosynthetic process. Bases 251 to 6112 code for a protein of 1953 amino acids.
UGGUAUGCACUAGAUGAUGAGUAUAUAAUGAUAAUAUUAUUAAUGCACAGUAGAGAAGAGUUCUCAAAGCUUCUUUCUUAGUUUGUUCUGUUCCAUAAAGCAGAGUCACUUUGAAAAAAAAAAAAAAAAGUCUUUAGUUAGGUAGGUCGAUCAUGCAGAGGUUAGCUUCCUAUUCAAGCUUUUGAUUUCUUUCUCUCUCAAUCAACUGAUAAAUAAGGAGAACUUAAGUUGAUCAUUGGUAGUGUUGAAAAUGUCAAGUAGAAGGGGUUCCGAUCAUCAGCCGCCACAGAGGCGGAUUAUGCGGACUCAGACUGCUGGUAAUCUGGGAGAGUCAAUGUUGGAUAGUGAGGUGGUGCCUUCUUCACUGGUUGAGAUAGCUCCAAUUCUCCGUGUUGCUAACCAAGUAGAGACCAGCAACCCUAGAGUUGCUUAUCUCUGUCGUUUCUAUGCCUUUGAGAAAGCUCACAGAUUAGAUCCCACAUCUAGUGGUCGUGGUGUUCGCCAGUUCAAAACUGCACUCUUACAACGUCUGGAAAGGGAAAAUGAACUUACAAUGCAAGGGAGGUCGAUGAGUGAUGCUAGAGAAAUGCAGAAAUUUUAUAGAGAUUACUAUCAAAAGUAUAUUCAAGCUUUACAGAGUGCAGCUGAUAAAGCUGAUCGUGCCCAACUUACAAAAGCAUACCAAACUGCUGCUGUCCUUUUUGAGGUUUUAAAGGCUGUCAACCAGACAGAAGCUGUGCCUGAAGAGAUUCUGGAAGCUCACACAAAGGUUGAGGAAAAGACAAAGAUAUAUGUACCUUACAAUAUCCUUCCUCUUGAUCCUGAUAGUCAAAAUCAGGCUAUUAUGAGAUAUCCCGAGAUUCAAGCUGCUGUUUCUGCCCUCCGAAACAUCAGGGGUUUGCCAUGGCCAAAGGACUACAAGAAAAGAAUAAAUGAAGACAUUCUGGAUUGGCUUCAAUCCAUGUUUGGUUUUCAGAAGGAUAAUGUGGCAAAUCAAAGGGAACAUUUGAUUCUAUUACUUGCAAACGUGCACAUACGACAAUUUCCAAAGACUGAUCAGCAACCAAAGUUGGAUGACCGCGCUCUAACAGAUGUGAUGAAAAAACUUUUUAAGAACUACAAAAAAUGGUGCAAGUAUUUGGGACGAAAAAGCAGCCUUUGGUUGCCAACUAUUCAACAAGAAGUGCAGCAAAGAAAGUUACUCUAUAUGGGUCUUUAUCUUCUUAUAUGGGGAGAAGCAGCAAAUUUGAGAUUCAUGCCAGAAUGCCUUUGCUAUAUAUAUCAUCACAUGGCAUUUGAAUUGUAUGGAAUGUUGGCUGGGAGUGUCAGUCCAGUGACAGGCGAGCACAUAAAACCUGCCUAUGGAGGAGAAGAUGAGGCUUUCUUAGGGAAAGUGGUAAAACCAAUAUAUGAUACUAUAGCAGAGGAAGCUAAAAGGGGUAAAGGAGGAACAUCAAAGCAUUCUCAAUGGAGAAACUAUGAUGAUUUAAAUGAGUACUUCUGGUCGGUUGAUUGCUUUCGAUUAGGUUGGCCUAUGCGUGCUGAUGCUGAUUUCUUUUGCCCACCAAUAGACGGGCUUCAACUUGAAAAAGAUGAGCAGAAGAGGCGAGUUACUAGCAAUCGAUGGAUUGGCAAAGUUAAUUUUGUAGAAAUACGUUCAUUUUGGCAUCUUUUCAGAAGCUUUGAUAGAAUGUGGAGCUUUCUUAUUUUGUGUUUACAGGCAAUGAUUAUCAUUGCUUGGCAAGGAUCAGGGAAAUUGAGUUCUAUAUUUGAAGGAGAUGUGUUCAAGAAAGUUCUAAGCAUCUUCAUUACUUCUGCCAUACUAAAUUUUGCUCAAGCUGUGAUUGAUAUAAUUCUGAGUUGGAAGGCAAGGAAGACCAUGCCAUUUUAUGUUAAACUAAGAUAUAUUUUGAAGGUUUUAUCGGCUGCAGCAUGGGUCAUAAUUCUACCUGUAACUUAUGCUUAUAGUUGGAAAAAUCCUCCAGGAUUUGGACAGACUAUUAAGAAAUGGUUUGGAAAUAGUGCAAGUUCACCUUCUUUGUUCAUUUUGGCCAUCCUUAUUUACUUAUCUCCCAACAUCCUAUCUGCAUUGUUAUUUCUGUUCCCAAUGGUUCGCCGGCUUCUUGAGCGGUCAAACUAUAAAAUUGUGAUGCUUGUAAUGUGGUGGUCUCAGCCUCGUCUCUAUGUUGGAAGAGGAAUGCAUGAGAGCUCCAUUGCACUUUUUAAGUACACCAUCUUUUGGAUUCUCUUAAUUUUAUCAAAAUUGGCAUUCAGUUAUUAUGCAGAGAUUAAGCCUCUUGUGGGUCCAACAAAAGCUAUCAUGAAAGUUCGUAUAAACAGAUACCAGUGGCAUGAAUUCUUUCCUCGAGCCAAGAGUAAUAUUGGUGUUGUGAUUGCACUAUGGGCUCCUAUUGUCCUUGUCUAUUUUAUGGAUACUCAGAUUUGGUAUGCUAUCUACUCAACUUUAUUUGGAGGUAUUUAUGGAGCCUUUCGCCGCCUUGGUGAGAUUCGGACAUUGGGAAUGCUGAGGUCUCGAUUCCAGUCAUUACCAGGGGCUUUUAAUGCAUGCUUGAUUCCAGUGGAAAAUAGCGAGAAGACCAAGAAAAAAGGACUGAAAGCCACUUUUUCCCGGAAAUUCAAUGAGGUCCCAUCUGACAAAGAGAAGGAGGAAGCAAGGUUUGCGCAGAUGUGGAACAAAAUAAUCACUAGCUUCAGGGAUGAAGAUCUGAUAAAUAAUAGGGAAAUGGACUUGAUGCUUGUUCCAUACUGGGCUGAUGAUGAUCUAGACCUCAUUCAGUGGCCUCCAUUUUUACUCGCUAGCAAGAUUCCAAUAGCAUUGGAUAUGGCAAAGGACAGUAAUGGUAAAGACCGUGAAUUAAAAAAGAGGUUGACUUUGGACAACUAUAUGCACUGCGCAGUUCGUGAAUGCUAUGCCUCAUUCAAAAGUAUCAUCAAAUUUCUGGUUCUAGGGGAAAAGGAAAAAUUGGUUAUAGACGAUAUUUUCUUCAGGGUUGAUGAGUAUAUACAAAAUGACACCCUGAUAGAGGAAUUGAAUAUGAGUGCUCUCCCGACCCUCUAUGAUCAGUUUGUGAAUCUUAUUGAAUAUUUGUUAAUAAAUAAGAAAGAGGACAAAGAUAAAGUUGUCAUUCUGUUGCUUGACAUGCUAGAGGUGGUGACCAGAGACAUCAUGGAUGAUGAGUUUCCAAGUUUGCUCGAGUCAAGCCAUGGUGGAUCUUAUGGAAAACAGGAGGAAAUGACACUUGACCGACAGUAUCAGUUUUUUGGCAUGCUAAAAUUUCCAGUAACAGAAACAGAAGCUUGGAAAGAGAAAAUCAGAAGGCUUCAUCUAUUGCUCACAGUGAAGGAGUCAGCUAUGGAUGUGCCAUCUAACUUGGAAGCUAGAAGACGAAUGUCUUUCUUCUCCAAUUCAUUGUUUAUGGACAUGCCAACUGCACCAAAAGUUCGAAACAUGCUUUCAUUCACUGUCCUGACUCCUUACUAUGAUGAGGAGGUUCUGUACUCCAUCAAUCUUCUGGAGAGGCCAAAUGAAGAUGGGGUUUCUAUCCUUUUCUACUUGCAAAAAAUCUUUCCAGGUCUCAUGUUUUAUGGGAUUGCAAUAGAUGAGUGGACAAACUUUCUUCAACGGGUUGGAUGUAAUGAGGAAGACCUCAGAGCAUCUGAAGAAUUGGAAGAAGAACUUCGUUUAUGGGCAUCAUACAGAGGCCAAACAUUGACCAAAACUGUACGAGGCAUGAUGUAUUACCGUAAAGCUCUAGAACUUCAGGCCUUCCUUGAUAUGGCAACAAAGAAAGAAUUGAUGAAGGGCUACAAGGCUGCUGAAUCAAGUAGCGAGGAACAGUCGAAGAGUGAAAGGUCACUAUGGGCACAAUGUCAGGCAGUAGCUGACAUGAAAUUCACUUAUGUUGUUUCAUGUCAACAAUAUGGAAUUCACAAACGAUCGGCUGAUCCUCGUGCUAGAGACAUUUUGAGGCUUAUGACAAUCUAUCCAUCUCUUCGUGUAGCGUAUAUUGAUGAGGUUGAAGAAACUAGUAAAGAUAAAUCCAACAAGAUGGUUGAGAAGGUCUAUUAUUCAGCUCUUGUGAAGGCUGGUCCUCCAACCAAGCCUAUUGAUUCUUCUGAGCCAGUUCAAAAUCUAGAUCAGGUAAUAUAUCGGAUAAAGCUUCCAGGACCUGCAAUGCUGGGUGAGGGGAAGCCAGAAAAUCAGAACCAUGCCAUUAUUUUCACACGGGGAGAGGGAUUACAAACAAUAGAUAUGAAUCAGGAUAACUAUAUGGAAGAAGCCUUCAAAAUGAGGAACUUGCUCGAAGAAUUUCUUCAAAAACAUGAUGGUGUAAGAUAUCCAACAAUACUUGGAUUACGAGAGCAUAUAUUCACUGGCAGUGUUUCAUCUCUCGCAUGGUUUAUGUCAAAUCAGGAAACCAGUUUUGUUACUAUUGGGCAGAGAUUGUUGGCUAGUCCUUUGAAAGUGCGAUUCCACUAUGGUCAUCCAGAUGUGUUUGACCGACUGUUUCAUUUGACUAGAGGAGGUGUCAGCAAGGCUUCUAAAGUUAUCAAUUUAAGUGAGGACAUAUUUGCAGGUUUCAACUCUACAUUGCGUGAAGGCAAUGUUACUCAUCAUGAAUACAUUCAAGUUGGUAAAGGAAGGGAUGUGGGACUUAAUCAAAUAUCUAUGUUUGAGGCAAAAAUAGCUAAUGGGAAUGGUGAACAGACAUUAAGUCGUGACGUUUAUAGGCUUGGGCAUCGAUUUGAUUUUUUCCGAAUGCUGUCUUGCUAUUUCACUACUGUUGGUUUCUAUUUCAGUACCUUUUUAACUGUGCUCAUAGUCUAUGUAUUUCUUUAUGGCCGCCUUUAUCUUGUUCUUAGUGGUCUUGAAGAAGCGCUGAGUACGGAGCGGGCUAUUAGAGACAACAAGCCUCUUCAAGUAGCUCUUGCUUCUCAGUCAUUUGUACAGAUUGGGUUCUUGAUGGCCUUGCCAAUGAUGAUGGAAAUUGGCUUAGAAAGCGGAUUCCGCAAGGCAUUAAGUGAUUUCAUAUUGAUGCAACUACAAUUAGCCCCUGUAUUUUUCACAUUUUCUCUAGGAACAAGAACUCAUUAUUAUGGGAGGACAUUGCUUCAUGGAGGUGCACAAUACAGAGGUACUGGUCGCGGUUUUGUCGUGUUCCAUGCCAAAUUUGCCGAUAACUAUAGGAUGUAUUCCCGCAGCCAUUUUGUCAAAGGGAUUGAACUGAUGAUUCUGCUUCUUGUGUAUCAUAUUUUUGGAAGUUCAUAUAGGGGGGUAGUUCCAUACAUCUUGAUUACUGUAUCAAUUUGGUUUAUGGUGGGGACAUGGCUUUUUGCUCCUUUCCUCUUUAACCCUUCAGGGUUUGAGUGGCAAAAGAUUGUUGAUGACUGGACAGAUUGGAAUAAAUGGAUAAAUAACCGUGGAGGUAUUGGUGUACCUCCAGAAAAGAGUUGGGAAUCCUGGUGGGAAAAAGAACAGGAGCAUCUUCGAUAUUCUGGGAAGCGUGGAAUUAUUGUGGAGAUACUUUUGGCAUUGCGCUUUUUCAUCUUUCAGUAUGGCCUCGUGUAUCGUCUAAGCAUUAUUGACGAUACCAAAAAUUUUCUGGUUUAUGGUGUAUCAUGGGUUGUUAUCAUUGUGAUAUUGUUAUUAAUGAAGGCUAUGUCUGUUGGAAGGCGAAAAUUCAGUGCAGACUUCCAGCUCUUAUUUCGAUUGAUCAAGGGUCUUAUAUUUGUGACAUUUGUUGCCAUAUUCAUUACAUUAAUAGCACUUCCACAUAUGACAUUUAAAGACAUUUUAGUCUGCACUCUUGCUUUCAUGCCUACUGGAUGGGGACUGCUGCUGAUUGCACAAGCGUGUAAGCCUUUGAUACAACAUGUUGGGUUUUGGGGAUCAGUGAGGACGCUUGCUCGUGGUUAUGAAAUAAUCAUGGGGCUGCUUUUAUUCACACCUGUUGCAUUCUUGGCUUGGUUUCCAUUUGUUUCGGAGUUCCAAACACGCAUGUUGUUCAACCAAGCAUUUAGCAGGGGUCUGCAGAUUUCUCGUAUUCUUGGUGGACCGCGGAAAGACCGAUCCUCCAAAAACAAAGAGUAGUGGACCACAAAGACAGCUUAUUAUCAGUGUAAAAAUUUUCAUACAUCUCUAGUAGUUCUUUCCCAUCACAUAAAAGACGAUUGGGGUGUAUAUAUGUGUUUAUAUUGUAAAUAUUAUUAUACUGUUAGGCUGUUAAAACAGUAUAAAAGUUUGUUUGGUAGUUGGAACAUCGUAAAACGGAAGGAAUAUUAUGUGUCCUGUAAUUAGAGUCCUGUUAGAACCAUAAGGCCUCGCCAGUGGUAUGAGAGUGUUAGUCUUUAUUCUUCCAGUGAUGGAUGUAAAUAGUAUGAUACUAGUAAAUUUUCAAAUCUUACGGGAUACAUGCUUUCUUGUA